AUGACCGAUUACUCGGAAACUCAACAACCCCCCCGAACUAAUGCCGAUCUCACGGCCGCAAAUGCCGCACUCCUAGCAGAGAAUCAGCGAAUGGCCGAAAUAUUGGCAGCAAUGCAAAACAACGGAGAUCGGAAGGUCGACAGCAAAAGGACAAACGCUGACCAGCACGAAGAGCAUCAAUCUGAGUCAAACGCUAAGACGGGGGAAACUACGCUGAAAAUCGAGAGACGACGAGCCAACCCGAGAGAAGACAUCAUUAAAGAGAUACUGCACAACAAAGUCAUAAGGCCACCAGUCAAGGCAGGAACGUACCAAGAUCAGAAGUACGUGGACAAAAGCAAACAUUGCGCAUUCCAUCAAAAGUUCGGCCAUACAACUGACGAAUGUAUGGCGGCAAAAGACCUCUUGGAGAGAUUAUCAAGACAAGGACUCUUGGACAAGUACGUUAGCUCUAGGAGUCGCAAAGAAUCAAGCGAGGACCUGCACAAACCGAGGUUCACAUCUGAGCACAGAGAAAGAGGAACUUGGCGAAUGACCAGCAUAGCCAGGAAACGAAGUUAUCGGACGAUGAUGACGAUGGAAAGAUCUCACCAAAGCUUACCCACCCCGACUUCCACCGCCCACAUCAGCUUCAGCAAAGAUGACUACAAAUCGCAAGCACCGAACUUAGACAACCCGGUGGUAAUUUCGGUACACAUGGGAGAAUUAACGGUGAAAAAGGUCUUACUAGACCCAGGGAGCAGUGCCGACAUUUUAUUCUAUUCAACAUUCAAGAAGAUGCAGCUGAGCGAUAAGGCCUUACAACCAUCGGGAGGGGAACUGGCAGGAUUCUCGGGCGAAAGAGUCCCUAUAGCGGGAUAUGUAUGGUUAAGAACAACAUUGGGAGAACCACCGAAUUCCAAAACAUUAGACAUUCAGUUCUUAGUAGUAGAUUGUGUUAGCCCAUACAACAUUAUCUUGGGACGUCCCUCCCUUAACUCUUUCGGAGCCAUAGUCUCCACCAUACACCUUUGUGUCAAAUUUUCCUUGCAGGACAACACAAUAGCGACAGUUCACUCAGAUCACAAAGAGGCAAGACAAUGUUACAAUGCAAGUUUAAAGAAAAUCACACAAGGGAAAUACCGAGGAUCAACUCCGUAUACAACUCGGAAAGCAUUCCAAGCCUCGCCGAGAUGGAUCCCAGGAACGACAACAGCCAUCCCUCCCCAACAGACGAAAUGCAAAAGGUAA
This is a messenger RNA of Arachis ipaensis, 1230 nucleotides long. NCBI's taxonomy places the organism in Eukaryota, Viridiplantae, Streptophyta, Magnoliopsida, Fabales, Fabaceae. The record is from RefSeq and is a predicted model, not a curated record.